Messenger RNA from Strongylus vulgaris, 507 nucleotides. The record is from the annotation of a GenBank genome assembly. NCBI's taxonomy places the organism in Eukaryota, Metazoa, Nematoda, Chromadorea, Rhabditida, Strongylidae.
UCACCCAAUGCUUUCGUUCAAGAAGGACAUCCAAUUAUCACCCCCACUGGAUCUCAAAAUCUCCACCAGGAAGUUGAGCUUGGAGUCGUAUUCGGUAAAACUGCAAAGUCACCUAAUGCUUUCGUUCAAGAAGGACAUCCAAUUAUCACCCCUACUGGAUCUCAAAAUCUCCACCAGGAAGUUGAGCUUGGAGUCGUAUUCGGUAAAACUGCAAAGGCUGUAACGCGAAGUGAAGCGAUGUCUUAUAUUGGUGGUUACAUAAUAGAAGAUCCCCAUGCUGAAGAAAUAUUCUGUCGAAUCAAUGGCGUUGAAAAGCAACGAUCAAAAACAAAUGCGAUGAUUUUCGACAUUCCGACCUUAAUAGAAUACCUAACCCGAUUUGUAACUAUGGAAGAAGGCGAUGUUUUACUUACGGGUACUCCUGCUGGGGUAUGCCGAGUCCUUCCUGGUGACUGUAUUGAAUUCGGUAUUACUAAUCGCAUCACUUGUAAUUUUGUUGUACAGUAA